AUGGCAGGAUCACAGCUUAAGCAGCUCAAGGCUAGCUUAAAAGCUAAUGGUCUAUUAGGUCAAACAAAUACCGGUAAAAAGGGAAAGAGACCCAAUUCAAGCCAUGACCGAAAAGAUAGAGACAAGGCUAUUCAAAGUAUUCGAGAAGCCUUCAAUCCGUUUGAUGUUAAAGUCACAAAACAAAAGGUGGAUGUAAUUGGACGAACUAUACAAGGAGCUCAAGGAAAGCCUGGUAUUAGCAAACAAGUUGGCGAAGAAAACAGACGUCGUGCUUAUGAAGUUAUGGCCAAGAAAAACAAGGCCGGUGGUAUUAUCGACCGAAGAUUUGGUGAAAAUGAUGCGAAUAUGACUCCUGAAGAGAAAAUGUUGGCGAGAUUUACUCGUGAAAAGUUGACUGGACUGGCUUCAAGAAAGGAAUCACUCUUCAACUUGGAAGAUGAUGAUGGUGAAGACGAUACUCUGACACAUUACGGCCAGUCACUCUCUUUGACAGAUGAUUUUGAGCAGGACGACUUAGGAGUGGAUGAGGACGAUGAAGAGACUAAAGAAAUUAUUAGAAAACGAAGAAUGAUGAUGGUUAAUGGCAAUGAAGAAGAGGAAGGAGAAAGCUCAGCUCCGAAAUCGAAGAAGGAGGUUAUGCAAGAGAUUAUCGCCAAGUCCAAGAUGUACAAAUAUGAACGUCAACAAGCCAAAGAAGAGGAUUUGCAUAUUAUCGAUGAGCUCGAUGCACAGGAGAACCUAGACGAACUUCUUGAGGACCUUAAUGCAUAUGAUCGUAAGCACACUGUGCCAAAAGCUGAAUCUGCAGAAAGAGAUGAAGAGUAUGAACAGAGAGUUAGGGAAAUGGCUUUUGAUAGAAGAGCCCAGCCUACUGAUAGAACCAAAACUGAAGAGGAGUUGGCUAAGGAAAAAGCCGAGAAAACUCGCAAACUGGAACAGGACCGUUUGGCUAGAAUGGAUGGUGAAAUUUAUAAUGACGAUGAUGAUGAUAUUGGCCAUACUAGUGACUCAGGUAGUGGAGAGGAGGAUGAAGGCGAAGGUGAUGAAGAUGUCAAUGAUGCUGCUGAGUUUGGCCUUGAUGUUAGAAAUUUCAGUGAUGAUUAUGUUUCCGAUGGAGAUAAUAUCGAUGGUAGUGACGAGGGCGAGUUCCUCGACGAAGACGACGAAGAGGCCGAGUCUGAACUUUCGCAACCUAGCAAAAGGCGCAAAGUAUCAGAAUCCAAACCACAAUAUACAUGCCCAGAGACCAUUGAUGAUUUGGAAUCAAUUUUGAAUCAGCAAACUUCUUCCAGUGAAUAUCCUAAAGUUAUAGAACGAAUUCUCGAUCUAUACCAUCCAAGUAAAGCGGUUGGAAACAAACAGAAACUCGGCGUUUUUACAACUGUUCUGUUUGAAUUUCUACAAAAGCCUAAUUACACAAGUAAUUAUCCUCAAGUUUUCACUAAAAUGGUGGAACAGCUCAAAACGUUGACCACUAGCCAUGUAGAGGUGCUGACUGAUUUCUGCCGUGAACAGAUCUUACAGGUAAAUGAGAAGCUCACUGCUACUCGAUUAGGGGAUUCAACUGUUGCUCCAGCCGAUGUUCUACUGUUCACUCUGAUUGGUCUAGUAUUCUCCACCUCAGACCAUUUCCACCUUGUGGUUACAUCUGCUACACUUGUUUUAGCCCAACAUCUAUCACAGAGUCCACUUCGCUCUGCUAAGGAUUUAUUAACCAAUAUCUUUAUCUGUGACACUCUUUUAGCAUAUCAGAGAAUCUCUCAACGUUACAUUCCAGAAAUUCCAUUAUUCUUGCAGCGUUUACUGACUCUGUCUACUAGUAGUGAAGGUGCCAAAGACGUGGCAGAGACAUUAGACAUAUUUGUUGAGGAUUCUGAUUUUCACUUUGACCUUGAUAUCAAAGCAUUGAAAGGUCUUGAUGGUACCCUAAAAUUACUCGACUUUGUUGAACCCCGUGAUAAUCUUCUUGAAAGAAUAUUCCUGCAUUCUUUGGACACUAUCUCUACUGCCAGCAACCUGUGGAGGGACAAGCUAGCAUACAUUGAAAUUUUUGGCCCUAUUACGAAACUUCUUGAAGUUCACGGCGAUAUCCACCCCUUGGUGGCAUCUACAAGAUCAAAGCUUGAAAAGCUAAUAGCCAUUUCAACCAAAGAACGUGUGCCAUUGACAUUACAAAGCCACAGACCCCUUCCUAUUCAAACAUUUGCACCCAAGUUCGAAGAGAACUACAAUGUUGACAAGAAGUCGUACGAUCCUGACAGAGAACGUAACGAGGGUAAUAAGCUUCGUGCCGAACUUAAGAAGGAGAGGAAAGGUGCUCUUAGAGAUCUGCGUCGUGACAAUGCCUUUAUCGCUAGAGAGAAGAUCAAAACCAAGAGACAAACUGACAAAGAGUAUCAUGAGAAGUUGGCUCGUUUGGAGAGAACUAUUCAAACAGAAGAAGGCGCAGAAAAAAAUAAAUACGAACGGGAAAAGCAAGCUCGGAAGAGAAAACACUAG
Molecule: messenger RNA, 2499 nt
Organism: Sugiyamaella lignohabitans
Lineage: Eukaryota; Fungi; Ascomycota; Dipodascomycetes; Dipodascales; Trichomonascaceae
Gene: NOP14
Product: Nop14p
Exons: 1
Coding region: 1-2499 (832 amino acids)
Biological process (GO): maturation of SSU-rRNA
Cellular component (GO): Noc4p-Nop14p complex; small-subunit processome; nucleolus
Source: RefSeq, a predicted model, not a curated record